AUGCGAGCGGUUCUGCCGGGGAGACCCCCAGCGAAGCUCCAGUCGUUCAGCACGGCGCUGUGGGACGGUCUUCGCAUUGUUGCCUAUAUCUCUGGCCAUGCACUGGUGAUCCUCGGCGGUCCGCAGAAGCUCCUACAAACGAUCUACGUUGACGACACCGAGACACUCGAGGCGGUUGCUGUCGACGAGGCUACGGGGAAAAUCGCGGUUUGCGGAGGACCAGAUGUCUUUAUUUAUCAGCCGUAUGGGAUACAACAUGAGGCAUUGAAGUGGUCGCUUGCCCAUACCUUCCGCUGUGAAAAUGACGAUGAGACAAUCCGGACGUUAUCGUGGGGCUCUCCCGACGAGCUACUCCUCGGAAACUCACACCUCACUCUUUGGUUCCUAAACGACACCCCGCGACUCGUCUGGAAACAGAAACUCGCCAGCCCCGUUAAAUUCGCGCAGUUCUCUCCCGACGCGACAUUGGUGGUUACAACGGGUCUCUACGAUCGAAUCGUCAAGGUAUGGCGACGACUUGCCUUUGGCGCAGACGAUGCCCGCUUCGAUGUCUUUUACCUCGCGCACCCAUCCAUCAUUACGGGGAUACACUGGCGGAAACCGUAUCAUCGAGAGCAGUCGAUGGAUAAUAUUCUAUAUACUUUGUGUGCGGAUAAGAAGAUCAGAGUGUGGACUGCGACGGAGCAUCUUCCCUCGUCGGCGCUGCGGCUAUGGACGCAGAUCGACAUGGAAGCCUCUGUUCAACCGAGAGAUGCGAACGAAGCGAGGACGAUGCGACGAUACGGGUUCGUGUUGGAUAGUCGGGACUUUUGCGUGGCUACGGAACGGGCUGUCCAGAGAGGUACGGGAAACAAGGGGAAUCAUGCAUUGGAGCAUAUUAUCGAAGUUGCCAAUAAGUUUCCAGAGAUCUGCGUCGUGAUUGAUGGACAGGGUCAUAUGUCUGCUUGGGCGUUGGAGGAUGUGGGUUCCAAGACUCCCCCCGAAUCGAAAGCCUUUAAUAUCCUACAUGUGGAGGGUCUGAACUUCUCAUUUAUGUCCGGUGUUUCUGCGGAGGAAGAUUACACCCAGCUCUGUGCAUUCCAGAGCGAGACGUCUGUCGAUUCUAUCAGUAUUCUUGCCCAUCACUUUGACGGCAGAAUCGAGUGGUUCGAUUCCCCCGUUGACGUCUUGUUCGAUCCAGCACCGCGCAAAAAUCGCAUCUCCCGAGAAGGAUCCUGGAGUGGACAUGAUGGACCGAUCAAGAAGCUUGUCCGCAAUGCAGUUGGAGAUACUCUUGUUUCACGGACGAAUGAUAGCCACGCCUUGGUUUGGAAACAGAGACGGCGAGGCUCGGGCUCGACUCUUGUCAGACAAAGUUCACUCUUUUCGGAAGAGCACAUCCAUCGCAGUUGUAUAAUCAGGAAUGGUGACUAUCUGGUUAAUCUUCACCACAACGCUAUUUCUCUGUGGGAUGUUCGCUCGUUCUACGCUGAGAGGCUACAUGUUGAGACGUUUGAACUUUCGAGCAAGCCGCUUUGUGUUCUUCCUAUUCCUACUGCAGAGAAGGAUACCAGGAUUGCUUAUGUAGCCACUAUCGGAACCGAUAUGAACGGAAUUGCAUGGGAGGUCCGUCUCCCGACCGGGGAAAGCCAAACGAAUGGUAACGGUUACGCCCAGCAAUACCAUUUACGGCAGUUCUGCACAUUCAGCCUUAAUCCCAAGGAGGAUAUCUCUUAUAUAUUACCCGUGGACCCUGCCGGGCUAGAAGCCAAGGCGCCUGGGUCUUUGGACGUCUUUUCUCCUGAUAUAGCACUCUCAUAUACCAAAACAGGAACCAUCCGGACCUGGACUGCCAAAGUCGACAAGGGAAACAGCCAGAUCGACUGGCUUUUAACAUCAACCGUGGAAACAGGAAUCAAUAACCCAUCAUUUGCAAGCGGAAGCUCCAUCAGAAAAGCCGCGCUCGUGGAUGAGGAUCGAACCCGUUUGACAGUAUGGGAUACUAGCGCUGCUCAACUGGAAUAUGAAGAGAACUUCUCCCAACAAGACAUCAUUCGCGAUCUCGAUUGGACAUCUACACCAGACAUGCAGUCAAUAUUAGCUGUUGGCUUCCCUCAUAAAGUCAUUCUCCUAUCUCAACUCCGCUACGAUUACCUCGACGCCCGUCCCUCCUGGACACAAGUCCGCGAGAUCUGGAUUCGAGACCUCACGCCCCAUCCAAUCGGUGACUCCUGCUGGCUCAGCAACGGAAAUCUGGUCAUCGGUGCCGGAAACCAGCUUUUUGUCUACGACAAGGAGGUUGAUGUCGGUGAUCGCCUUGUCUCUGAGCUCCGGAUUCCAUCACAUGGUUCGUCGCAUGUGGAUAUGUUUGAGGUCGUGAGUCGCUUGAAUGGGCCGUUGCCUGUUUUUCAUCCCCAGUUCCUGGCACAGUGUAUUCUUGGUGGGAAGAUGAAUCUGGUUCAUAAAAUCUUGACGACCCUGCAUCGGAAAAUGAAGUUUUAUACGGAAGGGGAUCAUAUUGAUAGCUUUUUGGAGAUAGCUUUGGAGGAUUUUUAUGUGGAUCAAGAUACACCACAGAAAGCAUCCUCAAAGGAACUACACGCCUCACUCGCAGAUUUCACCCUCGAAGACGAACCAUCCGUCAUUGACGAAAACGCCGCCGCAACACUUAACGAGACACUAUCCCGAAUCGCUCUCCCACAACUCUCAAGCCAGGAGCAAUUCCGUCUCGUUAAUACAAUCGAGUGCGUUGCAACGGUCGAGAAGCAACGGCGCUCAAUGGACGAUAACGCCGCUCGCUAUUUACUUUUCUUCCGGCAGCAUAUGCUCCGCAAAGCACAGGGUGUUGCGAAUAGUGAUACGGUCUCGUGGAGAGAGAUUGUCUGGGCUUUCCAUAGCGAGAGUCAUGAUAUUCUGUCUGAUCUUGUGUCGAGACAGGUUAAUAACAAAAUGGUGUGGGUUUCGGCGAGGGAGAGUGGGGUAUUUAUGUGGUUGUCUGAUCCGAAUGCUAUACGAGCCCAACUCGAAGUCGUCGCCCGAAACGAAUACACAAAAACAGAAGAAAAGAACCCCAUCGACUGUUCCCUAUACUACUUUGCCCUCAGAAAGAAGAACAUCCUCCAAGGCCUCUGGCGCAUGGCAACCUGGCACCGCGAACAGGGCGCUACACAACGACUUCUCGCGAACGAUUUUCGAGAACCACGCUGGAAGACAUCAGCGCUGAAAAACGCAUACGCCUUGCUUGGAAGGCGGAGAUUCGAAUACGCCGCGGCAUGGUUCCUCCUCGCAGACCAUCUACGCGACGCAGCACAUGUCUGUAUAAACCAGGUCGGCGACCUCCAGCUUGCAAUUGCUAUCACGCGAGCGUACGAAGGAGACGACGGACCUGUCCUCAAAGAGAUCCUGGAACAAAGGGUCCUACCCGAAGCCGCAUCCGAUGGUAAUCGCUGGAUGGCAUCGUGGGCAUUCUGGAUGCUCGGCCGUCGGGACAUGGCCGUUCGGUCUCUAAUCUCCCCCAUCGAAACCCUCCUUACCCCACCCCCCUCCUCAUUCCCCCAAAUAACAACCACAAACCCAACCACAGCAGUUCCCCUCCACGCAAAAUCCUACCUAACCAACGACCCCGCCCUCAUCCUCCUCUACACGCACCUCCGCUCCCUAACCUUGCAAACCCUCCGCGGCGCCUCGCAAAUCCCCCCUCUCACCGAAUGGUCUUUCAUCCUGCGCACAGCCCGACUGUACGACCGCAUGGGCUGCGACCUUCUCGCGCUUGAUCUGAUCCGGCACUGGGAGUUCCUGAAGGGACCGCCGGAGCCGAAGGCUGCGAAGGAUGUGGAGGGGGUGUUGGGCGAGGGCGGGGUUGAUUUUAGGCGGAUGUUGAGGAGAAGGAGUAGUUUGGUUGUUGCGGAUUUGCCCAUCCCUGUGCCUAUGCCUGAGAGUGAGAGGGUUGGACAGGAGAAGGAGGGGGAGAACGAGGAGAAGCCGAAGCCGAAACCGCCGCCUACGACGUUUACGGAGCCGGAUGCGAAUUCGUUGUUGGAUAGUUUCGGGUUUUGA
This is a messenger RNA of Aspergillus chevalieri, 4035 nucleotides long. RefSeq names its product WD repeat protein (gene RAV1). Gene Ontology annotation, molecular function: protein binding. The coding region runs from base 1 to 4035 and encodes 1344 amino acids. The record is from RefSeq and is a predicted model, not a curated record. The transcript has 7 exons. Gene Ontology annotation, biological process: vacuolar acidification. Lineage: Eukaryota; Fungi; Ascomycota; Eurotiomycetes; Eurotiales; Aspergillaceae. Gene Ontology annotation, cellular component: RAVE complex.